UUGCUGGGGGGGGGGUAAUGAUUCUGAAAAGAGGAGGAAGGAAAAAUACACAAAUAUGUAGCGACUCUUGCAGAGACCACCAGCAAUUAUUUUACCCCGACCGGGUUGGGGAACAUUUGGAUGCGGGCUCAAUGAGAUGGGACUGGCACAGCCGGUAACUCGGGCGGCCUGGCACCGGGACAGUGGUUUCAGCGCCGGUUCCAUAUACCCUUCUCCUUCUUCCUACUUUGGACUUUGUUAGUCCCAGAACAAGCGUUUAAAAGCGGCCGAGGGUGUGCGAAGGGUCGGAGGCCGAGCGGCGGGCUGGGUUUGGCGGCGCGCCGCCAUGAGGGCGCCGAAGCUGGGGCAAGUUUGGGGUCUCCCUUUCUCUCUCCCCCACUUGUGGCCUGAGCGCACUUGCUUCUUCCGCAUUUUCCUAGGGGUUAGACUCUGACGUUACGUAUUACGACGGCGGCGGCGGCAGCGAGGAGCCGAGCAGAGUCGGAGCUCCUCCUCCUCCUCCCCGCAGCCAUCAAACAACAAAGCCUGAUUGGCAGCGCUAGGCCCAGCCCGGCCCGACCCGCCAGCGCUCGGCCCAGCCAGGAAAGGCUCAGCCUGAACCCAAGCCCGGGAAGGAGUCGACACGCACCCCCGCUAUCGACCUCCGCCCGCCCGACGCAAUCACCAGGUGGCUCCAUCAUUUAGGUGCUUCCAACUGAUUGCAACCAAAGGGUGAUCGACAUCCAUACAUGCUGAAAAUAACUAUUUUAAAAGCUUAUUGAAAGUUUGAAGGAAGGUCGAGCUAAGAUUAAGCAGUGACCAAUGAAAUUUGCAGACCAUGGAUGAAGAUGUAGGAGGGCUCGACCUGCAGCAACAAGAGCCCAAGGUGAUUUUUGAUAACACAGUUCACGAAGUGACUUCUGAAGAUAUCGAUGGGCACCAUAUUUUUGUGGAAGUUCAAGACACUAUCUUUGUAGAUUCCAGUAUUGCCCCUGGAUCCCACUUUGUCUCUGAUGAUACAGACUCUGUCGUAAUACAGGAUGCCAUUGAAGAUGUUGUGACUGAAGAUGUCCACUGUCCUGAUAUUAUUGAGGAGUCAGAAACUAUAAUUAUUCCUGAGCAAGUACUGGACACAGAUGUUGCCACAGAGGAAAAUUUGACCACAAUUCCUGAAGACGUUUUGACGUCUGAUAUUACCUCGGAGGCGAUGUGUGUAGCUGAACAUGUAUUGACAAGUGAGUCGAUACAUGUGUCUGAUAUGGCGACAGAUGAACACGUUGCAGUCACAGAAGCUGAAAUGGUCGCAGACACCUUGUUACCAGAUGUAGAAGAGGUUCUGGUGGCGGACUCUGCUGUGGAGACUGUGAUCGAUACACACAGUUUACAUGUUCAGAGGCAGGAGACGGUUCCUGUAACCAUCGAGGCGCCUGUAGGAAAUAAAGGCACUAGAGAAGAUUAUUUAAUGAUUUCCUUGGAUGACGAUGGAGGAAAGGUUGGUCAUGGAGGAAAUGGUGAGCUGAAAAUUGAAAGUGGACUAUCAGCACAGAGUGAACAUUUAAAAGAAGAUGACACCUGCGGUGAUGUUAUUAAAGUUUACAUUUUCAAGGCAGAUGAUGGCGAUGAUGAUUUGGGUGGAACCGUGGACAUCGGUGAAAGUGAAGCUGACAAUGAUCAUGGAGUCGGAAUACUGGAACAGGGCAACAUGGGCAGAAUAUCACGAGAGAAAAUGGUUUACAUGACUGUUAAUGAUCCUAAUCAGGAGGAUGAGGAUAUGAUGAACACAACACAACAUGAGGAGAACUGCUAUCUUCAAGCAAAUUGUGCUGACAUUGCAGAUGAAGUUUACAUGGAAGUCAUAGUUGGGGAAGAUGAAGCAACGGUGGGCCAUGAACAGCAAGUUGAAGAUACUGAUAUGAGCAAAACAUUUGUUCCUGUUGCUUGGGCUACUGCAUAUGGUAACAGUUCGGAUACUGUGGACAAGAAUGAAACUGUCAGCCACCUCCUACAGGCAGAUGGAACAACUGAGCUUUCUAGGCUGGUAAAACCAAAGUCAAGGAAAAGGAAGAGACUUGAAAGUAGACAGUAUCAGACAGUGAUGGACAGGAAUUUGCUGCGUGCUGACCACCAACUGAAGCUUCUGUCUCCAGCAAUCAUCAUAGGACCUGAUGGCCAUCCUAUAACUGUUUAUCCAUGCAUGAUCUGUGGGAAAAAGUUUAAGUCCAGGGGCUUUCUGAAAAGGCACAUGAAAAAUCAUCCAGAGCAGCUGACCAAGAAAAAAUACCAAUGUACAGACUGCGAUUACACUACCAACAAGAAAACUAGUUUACACAACCAUCUGGAAACCCACAUGCUCAUGAAUAAAGUAGAGAAGACCUAUGAAUGUGAUGAGUGUGGCAAGAGGUUUACUCACCCAGCAGCUCUGGUUUCCCAUAAAUUGGUUCACCAGGAAAAGGGAGCCACAAAGAUGCACAAGUGCAAAUUUUGUGAUUAUGAGACUGCAGAGCAAGGGCUCCUGAACCGCCACCUCUUGGCUGUGCAUAGUAAGAAUUUCCCUCACAUAUGUGUGGAGUGUGGAAAGGGUUUUCGCCAUCCGUCAGAACUGAGGAAACACAUGCGAACCCACACUGGGGAGAAACCCUACCAGUGCCAGUACUGUGACUAUAAGUCAGCAGAUGCCUCCAACCUCAAAACCCACAUGAAGACAAAGCACAGCAAAGAUCUGCCAUUCAAGUGUGAGAACUGUUUGAUGACAUUCACGGAUGCCAAAGAACUGCAGAAGCAUGCGGCCAUUCAUCAGGGACACAAAACCCACCCGUGUACACAUUGCGAUCACAGAAGUUCCAACUCCAGUGAUCUGAAGCGCCAUAUUAUUUCAGUCCACACUAAGGACUAUCCUCACAAGUGCGAGGUAUGUGACAAGGGUUUUCAUCGACCCUCGGAGCUCAAGAAACACAUGUCAACUCACAAGGGUAAAAAACUGCACCAGUGUCGGCACUGUGACUUUAAAAUUGCAGAUCCAUUUGUUCUUAGCCGACAUAUUCUUUCAGUCCACACCAAGGAUCUGCCGUUCAGAUGUAAACGUUGCAAAAAAGGCUUUCGUCAACAGGUUGAGCUCAAGAAGCAUAUGAAGACCCACAGUGGCAAAAAAGUUUAUCAGUGUGAGUACUGCGAGUAUAGCACUACCGAUGCAUCAGGCUUUAAGCGACACGUUAUUUCCAUUCACACAAAGGACUAUCCCCAUCGUUGCGAUUACUGCAAAAAGGGCUUCCGAAGGCCUUCAGAAAAGAACCAACAUAUUUCUCGACAUCACAAAGACGCUGUUUUGGUGGAAGGGUUGGCAUGAACUACUUUCAAUUUAAGUGCUUCUUUUACAUUCGUUGUACAAAAAAGGAAUAUUUGUGUCCUUUCAUUGUUAAUGACUUGGAAACUUAAAUUCAUGCUGAUUACUGAACUAACUAUUCUCUCCAUUGUAGUGUGUCAUGGAUUGGAGCUUCAGCUUAAUAUGUAAAGUUGUAUGUCCUCUGUCUUGGAAAUCCAUUAAAUGGACAUUUUUUUUGGCAACAUGGUGUCAACUCUUUUAGGAGAUGAAAGUAAUAGGCUAGUUGUAAUCAGUCAGCUGCAGUUCACGGUCCCCGCCAUUAUAAUUACCGGACCCAAGAUUAGCUAUUAUAUUCAAGAACAAUUUCGCUUCAUAUGAUUAUCGAUGGAAAACAUGGCAAUUUAUCAGUUUGUCUUAUUGCUCAGUUUUGUUGGAGUGCUACAGUUUAUGUGCUUGCUCGCUAACUGGCUGAACACAUUUUCAGCAUAUUCUUCUGUAUAUUGAAACUUCCUUUCGUUUGAGCUGUAGUUAUAUUUUCCAAUAUGCUUCUGAAGCUGCAAUGUAAUAAGGUAAUAGUGUGUUUUCCAUCUUUAUUUGAAUCUCAAUUUUUAUUACAAUUCCAUGUUUUAAAAAGGAAAAACCUUCAGUGAUAUGAUGUUGAGCCUCAAGGCCUCCGCCUUACUGCAUUUACUUGUAUUUCCAAGUGUGCAUCAUUCCUCUGUAUUGUAUGGUCUAGCAAUGCAUCGUGGUGGCAGAAUUAUCUCAGCUAAUUUACUUUUCCAGAAAUUGUGUAAAAAGAAUGACAUUAUUCAUGUUUUUACAAGUGUACACAUUUUUUCCCAAAAUUAUAUUUUGCCAAUGUCUGUAUCUUGUAUAAAUAAAACAAAUAGCACUAUAUGUUUUCUAAAAAAAAGGUCCAGUGCUUUCUGUAGUACACUGCAGUUUAGUUUUCAGUUAACACCAAUAUGUGUCUGUCCUGCAUAAGCUACAAAAAUAAUAGCUGAAAAUAACUCGGAUGGUUAACUGUAUCCUGCUCUACACAAUGUACUGCAAUCUGAUCAGACUGGACUGGAAGUCAGGGUGAAGGUCAGUAACAGAAAUUAGUAUUCACUGUAUGAUUAAAUCUUUAUAACAUAAAUGCAAAAGAAGUGGUGGAACAUUUAAAAUUACAAGAAGCAACGUGAAAAUUAUGCAGUGUGGAGUAACACUCAGAAGCAGUCUUCACAUAGUUACGUUACAUAGUGACCUGCAAAACGGGAUUAAAUUGGAAGCAAAAGGCAAUCAGAAAAUUGCAGCAUUAUCCUAAUAUUUCAGGUCUGUAUAUUUUAGAGAGUGAACUUGAAAAUGGAGUACAACAUACGAUUUCUACUGAAUCCUCAAAAUGUUGAAAAAUAAUUAGGCGAGUAUUAUAUACAUUAGUAUCAUUCGUAUUAUUUACAUUAGUAUUAGUACAUUAGUAUUAUGUACAGUGCCUAAAAGGGAAUCUAUGUUGAAACAAAUUUCAAAUGAAAGAUCCAGGAAUCAUAACUUACCUAUUAAAUCCUCCACGUGUACUCGAGACAUUGGACAUUAUUCGAUGAUUACUAUAUUAUUUAUAACAAAAAAAUGGGGUACUACAUAAUUGUACAGCACAGUCUUUAACCAUUGUUUAAAUUAUUCAAAAAACAGUAAUCUAAUUUAAAGUUACGUAUUCAAUCCUGAAGUUAAUACGUUUUUAACUGUUGUAUAGUUUUUAACAAAUACAUUUGUUGAAAUAAUUCAAGAAUACUUUUGUAUGGAAGAGUACUUUUUUCUGAAUAUUAUCUUAGUGAUUUAAUUCAUAACCCAAUUCUUUACUAAAAUAUACAUUUUAGCAAAUGUCAGAUUUAUUUAUCUUCACACCAUGAUUUUUAAAUUGACAUGAACCUGAUAUUGAGACAGUACCCAGUCUCUUUCUGGUGUUUUGUAAUUUUAAUUCCUAAACACCAUUAAUCAAUUGUAUGUGGAUGAAAUUUCCUUGUGUCUUUAAAAACAUAUUUGGCAUUAAAUUUGCACUCUCACACUGGGAGCAUAAGAAACUUGCUAAAGUGUGCACUGACAACAAAUGCUGUACUUUUGGUUGAACUUGUGUACUGAUUGUACUUUUCAGCCCGAGGCUGUGUUGUACGUCAUCAUCACGCUGGACUGAUGUUCAUCAGACUUACUGAGGAAAAAUUUACUUGCGGAAAAUAAUGGGGGGGGGGGGAAUGGAGAUGGGACAGUAGAGAAAAUACUUAUGUUUAGUUUAAAAAAUUUAAAAAUGCUGUAAUAAUGUUAAUUGCUUCUUGUACAGACUUUAAGAGGGAAUACAAGCUGUUGAGCAAUUGAAUUGUUUAAAGGGUUUAAUUCAUUUGGAAAGGCAGCUAAGGGAUAUUUUUGAACGGGUGCAGUUUUUUUACUAGGAUAAAAUAGAAACCGAUUGAAAAGCCAGUUGAUCCGAAAAGGAGGUUUUCUGUCCCUGUAACUGUAAACAAUAAUUUUCUGUCAUUAUUAUGUUAAACAAUGUACUUCAUAUAUCUGUAAACAAAAUAAAAUUCGGAUUAUUUUCCUUUGCAUUA
Amblyraja radiata (thorny skate) is the source of this 5874-nucleotide messenger RNA. Its product is annotated as zinc finger X-chromosomal protein. Lineage: Eukaryota; Metazoa; Chordata; Chondrichthyes; Rajiformes; Rajidae. Gene Ontology annotation, biological process: regulation of transcription by RNA polymerase II. The record is from RefSeq and is a predicted model, not a curated record. The transcript has 12 exons. Gene Ontology annotation, cellular component: nucleus. The coding region runs from base 818 to 3322 and encodes 834 amino acids. Gene Ontology annotation, molecular function: RNA polymerase II cis-regulatory region sequence-specific DNA binding; metal ion binding; DNA-binding transcription activator activity, RNA polymerase II-specific.